Juglans microcarpa x Juglans regia is the source of this 1669-nucleotide messenger RNA. RefSeq names its product WAT1-related protein At5g64700-like. NCBI's taxonomy places the organism in Eukaryota, Viridiplantae, Streptophyta, Magnoliopsida, Fagales, Juglandaceae. Bases 414 to 1457 code for a protein of 347 amino acids. The record is from RefSeq and is a predicted model, not a curated record. Gene Ontology annotation, cellular component: plasma membrane. The transcript has 7 exons. Gene Ontology annotation, molecular function: transmembrane transporter activity.
CAACGCUUGCAAAAACAUGGAGGACAUGCAGUGACUGAUCAGUGACAGAGACGUGAAGGAUUUAAGGAGCAAAUAUACAUCGUCAUCAAGCAGCUAGCUAGCGCUUAUAACCAUCUCCUACGUCCUUCGGAUUCUCCAAAGCCCUUCUGCAUUUAUUACUUUUGAAUUCUUUAAUUUUAUUUCUUCAGGGGAAUCGGCCACUGAUAGAACAAAUCAGCUCUGCAGACCCACUUUCCAGAUAGCCAUAUAUACUACUUUUUUUUCCUGUUUUUCAUCCACUUUAAUUUCUCUUUAUACAUCCAGGCAGACGGAAAUCAAUCAGGUAGAAGUCUGUCUUAUAAACUUAUAUAUAUAUAUAUAUAUAUAGAGAGAGAGAGAGAGAGAGAGAGAGAGAGAGAUCAUCAAUCGAAGAGAUGGGCAUGAAUAUGAUGAAGAAAUGGUUUGAGUGGUCAAAGGUGGUGGUGAGCAUGAUAAUGGUGCAGCUUUUCGCAGCAGGUCUGCAACUGCUCACCAGGGUAAUUCUCAGUCAGGGAACCUUUGUUUUUGCAUAUAUGGCUUACCGCCAUGCUGUUGCUGCGAUUUGUGUUGCUCCUUUUGCUUUCUAUUUCGAAAGGGGGAACGCAAAGAACUUGAGAUGGUCCGUUUGGUUCUGGCUCUUUCUCAGCGCCCUAACCGGGAUAUCAAUGGCUAUGGGACUGUACAACUAUGGUCUUCGAGACACCACGGCAACAUAUGCUACAAACUUCCUCAAUUUAGUUCCAAUAACUACUUUUGCCUUCUCCACAAUUGCAGGUAUAGAGAAAAUGGGACUGAAUACAAGGGCUGGCAAAUUAAAGACAAUGGGGGCAAUUGUAUGUGUAGCAGGAGCACUAACGGCUAGUCUCUACAAAGGAAAAGCUUUCCAUCUUAAUCACCAUUCUCUUCAUGACCCUCAUCUUGUUGUCAAGCCAUCUAAGGCUCAUUGGGUUCGUGGAACUUUCUUGUUGGUUGGCAGUUGCUUUUCCUACGGUGCAUGGUUCAUAAUUCAGGUGAAGUUACUCAAAGUUUUUCCAUCCAAAUUUUGGGCAACACUGCUCACAUGUGUUAUGGCAUCAAUCCAAUCAACAGUGAUAGGAUUGUGCUUUGAUAGAAGUAAGACUUCUUGGAGAUUGGGAUGGAAUCUCGAACUUAUUACAAUUGUUUACUCGGGAGCACUCACCACGGCUGCAACUUUCUGCAUAAUUACAUGGAUAAUUUCAUUGCGAGGCCCCACUUAUCCUGCAAUGUUCAACCCACUUUCACUCAUUUUUGUGGCUUUAUCAGAAGCGAUCAUACUUGGCGAAGCGAUCAGACUCGGAAUCAUUCUAGGCAUGAUUCUGAUUAUUUUUGGGUUGUAUUCCUUCUUGUGGGGCAAAAGAAAGGAGAUAAAAAGUGCAGUGCAAGCAAAUCCCUCCAGUACUGCGGUGAACGGAAGUUAAAGCAGCAGUGGGAAGGCUAGCUAACAUGCUUAGUGAUUCAGAUAUAAAUCAAAUUGAUAAUAUACAGUGCGAAGGUAAUCAGGGCCGGCUUUAUGUUCAAUUCAAAACUGUUGUGUCCAAAAACAAUUACAGAAAGAAAAUUUAUAAAUUGACGUGUCUUAAUAUUAUACGUCAAAUUUAGUUAUGAUGUAGUACAUCUAAUUACGUUAGUU